AUGAUCGUCGAUGUCGGCACAGGCAACGGUAUAUGGGCUUGGGAGAUGGCCAACGAGUUUCCGAGCUGUCAAGUAGUGGGCAUUGAUAGGCGAAAACCCUCCGAACAAAUAAGUCGGUGCAGCAAUCUAUCCUACAUCGAAGCCAGUAUUUUUGAACCGUGGCCUUUGGCAGAUAAUUCAGUGCAUUUCAUCUUUCAACGGAACAUGGGACAAGACAUACCAAAAGAGAAAUGGCGUUUCAUCCUCACGGAGAUGCAUCGAGUACUACGAUCAGGGGGUGAGAUAGAAUUGCUGGAGCCUGAUCUUUGGCAUCAUAAUCCCGGCCCUGUGCAGCAAGCUUUUGACAAGUUCUUUCAGGACCUUUGCAUCGAAAUGAGCAUCAACUUCACCUUUACCGAAUCGUUGCAGCAGGACAUUCAAGAGGUCGGUUUCCAAAACGUUCAACAACACUCCUUGGAUAUUCCUAUCGGUGAAUGGCCACAAGAUCCAGAAUUAAAGCAGUUUGGAUUUAUGAACAAAGAAAUUCGCAAGAGUUUUCUCAAAAAUAGAAAGCCAUUCUAUACCAGCAAAUGGGGUUUCACGUCUGAUAAAUUCGAUAUCGUGCUUCAGGAGCUUAUGGAUGAGUACGAUGAAUAUCAUGGAUUUUCUAGAUUCAACUGUUGGACAGCUAAAAAAGUAAUGUAA
Radiomyces spectabilis is the source of this 684-nucleotide messenger RNA. RefSeq names its product S-adenosyl-L-methionine-dependent methyltransferase. The transcript has 3 exons. Lineage: Eukaryota; Fungi; Mucoromycota; Mucoromycetes; Mucorales; Radiomycetaceae. Gene Ontology annotation, molecular function: methyltransferase activity. The coding region runs from base 1 to 684 and encodes 227 amino acids. The record is from RefSeq and is a predicted model, not a curated record.